Molecule: messenger RNA, 1053 nt
Organism: Geodia barretti
Lineage: Eukaryota; Metazoa; Porifera; Demospongiae; Tetractinellida; Geodiidae
Source: the annotation of a GenBank genome assembly
AUGGCAGACCGCAUCGUAAUCAUGGGUCCCGGCGCCGUCGGCAGCUACGUGGGCGCUUUCCUCGUCCAGGCCGGCGAGGACGACAUCACCUUCAUCGACAUGUGGCCCGAGCACGUCGAAAAGAUGCGCGCCGAGGGCCUCCGCGCCAGCGGCAGCCAGGGCGACUUCACCGUGCCCGUCAACGCCAUGCACCUGACGGACGCCCAGAACAUCACCGAGCCCUUCGACUACGCCUUCAUCACCGUCAAGUCCUACGAUACCGAGUGGGCCACCCACUUCGUCAAGCGGUACGUCAAGGACGACGGCGCGUUCGUGUCCAUCCAGAAUUGCUGGAAUGACCCCACCAUCGCCAACAUCGUCGGCGAGGACCGCCAGUUGGGCUGCAUCGCCUCGCACAUCGAGGUUGCCCUCUGGGAGCCGGCCCACGUCAACCGCGGCGGCGCGCCGGGUCGCGACCACGGCCACACCGUGUUCCGUGUCGGAGAGUACACCGGAGCGAUCACACCCCGUUCCGAAGCGCUGGCCGCCAAGCUGGACCACAUCGAUGCCGCCUACGCCACCGACAACCUGCCCGGCGAGCGCUGGGCCAAGCUGUGCCAGAACGGCAUGGGCAACGCCAUCUCCGCCAUGAGCCAGUUGGGCAGCCAGGAGAUGGCCGGCGACGACAGGAUCCGCCGCAUCCGCAUCAACCUGGCCAAAGAAGGCGCGCAGGUCGGCCUGGCCCAGGGACUCCGGGUGGUGGAGAUCAACGGCACCCCCGCCGAGUUCUGGGCGGACGCGGACCGGGGCGACGUGUUCGAGGAGCUGGACGGGAAACUGUCCGAGGCCGGCGGCCGGGUGAACUGGCUCGCCUCCAUGGCCCAGGACGUGCACAAGCGCCGCAAAUCGGAAGUCGAUUUCAUGAACGGUCUCAUCUGCGAAAAGGGCAGGGAGACCGGCGUCGCCACCCCCUACCACGACGCCAUCGUUGAGGCCAUGCGGCUGGUGGACAGCAAGGCGAUUGCUCCGGGUCCUGAAAACGUGGACCGCGUAGUCCGCGCGAUCGAGGGUUAG